This is a messenger RNA of Rhincodon typus (whale shark), 3190 nucleotides long. RefSeq names its product electrogenic sodium bicarbonate cotransporter 1-like. Bases 1 to 3012 code for a protein of 1003 amino acids. Gene Ontology annotation, cellular component: plasma membrane; basolateral plasma membrane. The record is from RefSeq and is a predicted model, not a curated record. Gene Ontology annotation, biological process: bicarbonate transport; transmembrane transport; monoatomic anion transport. The transcript is spliced from 22 exons. NCBI's taxonomy places the organism in Eukaryota, Metazoa, Chordata, Chondrichthyes, Orectolobiformes, Rhincodontidae. Gene Ontology annotation, molecular function: sodium:bicarbonate symporter activity; monoatomic anion transmembrane transporter activity; solute:inorganic anion antiporter activity.
AUGACACCUGAAGAGACAAAAGAGCUGCUUCUGCAUAAUAGGGCAAAUGAAGCCUGUAAUGAUUGUAUCUGCAAAACAGAACUACAGAACCGCAAUUCUCUGAUAGUCUCACAAGCAGUAAAUAGAGGCAUAUUUACUGCAAAUCUUUCACCUGCUACCAAGAGAAUAUGCUUGAUGUUGGGUGAAGAGGAUGAACCCCAAACCCCACAACUCUUCACUGAACUAGAUGAACUUUUUUUUGACAAUAAGAAACAAUUGCAAUGGAAGGAAACAGCAAGGUGGAUAAAGUUUGAGGAAAAAAUUGAAGAAAGCGCUGAAAGAUGGAGCAAACCUCAUGUGACCACAUUGCCCUUACACAGUUUAUUUGAGCUACGUACCUGCAUUGAAAGGGGAACACUUCUGUUUGAUUUAGAAGCAAACAAUUUUAAAGAAAUAUUAGAGAUAAUAGUCAACAGUGAAAUGUCAACUGGCAAUCUGAAAAAUGUGCUCAAGGAAAAGGUCAUGUACGUCCUUCUUAGGAAUCACAAGCAUCAUAUAAAGAAGUGCAGAAUGCAGACCAUGCUCGAUCUGUGGAGGAAUGCUUCCUGUGCAAAUAAAUCUGCUCCCUUGAAUUCUAGCACAACUGUGGACUUCACAAAUGAAAUCUCAGAGAAACCUCUCCAGGAACAGUUGAAAAAUACUUUCAAGAAGCAGAUCCCUGAAGGUGCUGAAGCUGCAAAUGUGCUUGUGGGUGAAGUAGAUUUUUUGGAGAAGCCAUUUGUUGCCUUUGUACGAUUAAAGCAGGCUAUGAUCCUAGGGGCUCUUACGGAGGUUCCACUACCAACCAGGUUUCUAUUCAUUCUCCUUGGGCCGAAAACUAAGGCAAUGGCUUAUCAUCAAAUUGGGAGAGCUGUUGCAACUCUGCUUACUGAUGAGUUAUUCCACAUUGUGGCAUUCAAGGCAAAAUUGAGGGAAGACCUACUGGCUGGAAUUGACGAGUUCCUUGAUGAGGUAACUGUGCUGCCUCCAGGGAAGUGGGAUCCCACUUUACGGAUAGCACCACCAAAGAUACUUCCAUCGCCACACAAACGAAAAUCUGUGUAUUCUCGCAGUUCUAAUGUUCACAUGCAGAAAGGAAAUCAUAUCCAGCAUGAAGAGAGGUAUGGGAGUAAUCUGCACGUUGCUGAAGAUUUGAAGAGAACAGGAAAGUUAUUUGGGGGAUUGGUUAAUGACAUCAAAAGAAAAGCACCUUGGUUUGCCAGUGACUUUUACGAUGCUCUGAACCUCCAGUGUCUGUCAGCUGUGCUGUUUAUCUAUUUGGCCAGUGUAACAAAUGCAAUUACAUUUGGAGGAAUCUUGGGUGAUGCAACUGACAACAUGCAGGGAGUCCUAGAAAGCUUCCUUGGAACUGCUAUUGCUGGAACAGUAUUUUGUCUCUUUGCUGGCCAACCAUUAACAGUUCUUGGCAGCACUGGCCCUGUGUUGGUAUUUGAGCGACUCCUCUACAAUAUUAGCAGUGACUAUCAACUUGACUAUUUGGAAUUCCGACUGUGGAUUGGAAUAUGGACAGCAUUCUUUUGUCUCGUUCUGGUUGCCACAGAUGCCAGCUACCUAAUUCAAUAUUUUACACGUUUCACUGAGGAAGGUUUCUGCACACUGAUCAGCUUCAUUUUCAUCCAUGAUGCUUUUCAGAAAAUGUUUAAUUUGGCAAAGAAUUAUCCAAUCAAUUCUGAUUUUAACAUCGACCAUGUUACUCUUGAUCAUUGCUUGUGUCUUCCCAUUGAAGCAGAAAAUGUUUCCAGUCUGUUUAAUGAAACAACUGAGGCACACUUUAAACUCAUCACUGCCAUCUAUAAUACAACACCCAAUGCAGAAUCUGUCAACUGGUCUUCACUUACAAAGAAAGACUGUUUGAAGCUUGGAGGACAGCUUGUGGGCAAAACCUGUGAUUAUAUUCCAGACAUUACACUCAUUUCCUUUAUUCUUUUCUUUGGUACAUUUGUUUGUUCCAUGUCGCUGAAGAACUUUAAAACAAGCAGAUACUUCCCAUUUGCAUUCAGGAAACUAAUCAGUGAUUUUUCCAUCAUCCUGUCGAUACUGAUCUUCUGUGGAGUUGAUAUCCUCGUUGGUGUGGAUACCCCAAAACUCAUUGUGCCAAGUGAGCUCAAGCCAACGAACCCACACAGAGGGUGGUUUGUGUAUCCAUUUGGUGGGAAUGAAUGGUGGAUGUGCCUCAUUGCAAUGGUACCAGCUUUACUGGUCACUAUACUUAUCUUUAUGGACCAGCAGAUUACUGCUCUCAUCCUGAACCGCAAGGAACAUAAACUCAAGAAAGGUGCUGGCUUUCACCUAGACCUGUUCUGGAUAGCUAUCCUUAUGAUCCUUACUUCAUUCAUGGGUCUGCCCUGGUACGUGUCCGCAACUGUAAUAUCCCUUGCACACAUAGACAGCUUGAAAAUGGAGACUGCAAAAUCUGCCCCAGGUGUAGAGCCCACAUUUAUGGGAGUGAGAGAACAGAGAGUGACUGGGCUGCUUGUUUUCAUCCUCAUUGGCUUAUCACUCUGUUUGGCUCCAAUUCUUAAGUAUAUCCCAUUGCCAGUCCUGUUUGGAAUCUUUCUGUACAUGGGCGUGUCCGCUCUCAGCAGUGUUCAGUUCAUGGAUAGAUUGAAAUUGCUGUUGACGCCUGCUAAACACCAGCCUGACUUAAUGUAUUUACGCCAUGUUCCAUUGCGCCGGGUCCACCUUUUCACGUUGCUUCAGAUCUUGUGUCUGGUUCUGCUGUGGGUUUUGAAAUCAACAGUUGCUGCAAUCAUAUUUCCAGUUAUGCUCCUCGCAUUAGUAUGGGUACGGAAGGCAAUGGAGUGCAUCUUCUCAAAACAUGACCUAAGCUGGCUUGAUGGUACAAUGCCCGAGAAAGAGAACAAAGUACUGGAAGAUAAGAAGGCAGAGAAAGCAGUUUCAAGCAAUGAAAGUGAAGACUCUGAAUACCUGUACUUACAAAAAGGUCGUGAUAUAAAUAUCUCUGUGAAUUGAAGAAAAAGAUGGUGAGUACUCUGAAGAGUGAAGGCACAGUGAAAGGCAAGCUCAAUGUUGAUAUCGAGAAGAAAACUCUGGAAGAAGUAAAAGAGGAUUGUUUUGGUUUGACAACAUAAACUAACUUCUCAUUACACUGUACACAAAAAUGACUCUUCAUUAUUCCUUUGAGUUGAAA